AUGGCAACUAUCUCAUCAUACUGUCGGAGACUUUCAACAACAUCUUAUUAUAUAUUUCCGGAUUCUACGACAGGAAGAAAACGGUUAAUAUGCGUCGUAUGUGGAUCCAUGGCACGUGGCUAUAAUUUUGGUGCAAUAACUUGUAUGAGCUGUAAAAUAUUUUUUCGUCGUAAUGCAUUCACGAGUUUGAACGAUUUAUAUUGUCGUGCGGGAGGCAGCUGUGAAAUAAAUCAGCAGACACGAAAAUGUUGUACAUAUUGCAGACUUCUUACUUGUUUUCGAGUUGGAAUGAAAAGAGAAUUGUUUCGUAUAAAAGAAAAUGAUAAUUUUCAAUGGUUCGAAGUUGAUAAACAACAACAACAUGGUGAAGAAUUAAGAUUAGAAUCUCAAUCAUAUGAAAAACCAUCAAAUAAUCAAUUCAUAGUACCAACAAAUUCUUCUACUAUACGAUCUCCGGAUCAUUUUCAAUCGCCUCAUUGUUUUCAAUUAUCACAAAAUGAUUGGUUAUUAUUAAAUAAAUUAUCAGUCGAUUUUGAUUCUCUUAACUAUCACAUUGCAGCACAAGCUAAUAAGCUUCAUCAACGAUUGUUAUCGAUCGGAAUUCAACCACUAAAAAUGCGAGCCAAAGCUUCAUAUAUUUAUGAUAUAACAAACACAUUAACUGACACGGGAUUAAAGUUUAUUGAAACUAUUCCGGAAUUUAUUUCAUUGCCUGAUUCAAAUAAACAAGCAUUACUCAUGCGUAAUGCACGAUCAUUUACGAUGUUCUAUACGCACUAUCAAAUGAAUCUUAAACCGAUGCAAACUAUUCUUGAAACACCUUAUUGGCAAGGAUCAGUGGAAUUUAUCCUUUCAUCUUCAACGAUAUAUUUACAUCAACAAGUAAAAUAUCAAAUCGGACGUAUUUCAUUGGCCGAUCCAUAUUUAAUAAAGCUUAUUCUUGUUAUACUUGCUUUCUUAGCACACAACAUCGACUACAAUGAUAUAGCAAUUAGUCAACAGUUAGAUGAAUACUAUCACUCGCAGAUACUUCAUAGAAAGCAAAAUAUCUAUGUUGAACUUAUGUGGAAAUCUAUGAUACAUCGAUUUGGUGAAGUUCAUACUAUUCUUCAUUUUAAUACUAUAAUUCAAACAAUACUUCAAUCAGAGAAGCUUGUUUUCACCUUCGAUAAUAGUACGAUACCAUUUGAACAUAAAUUCUAUGAAAAUGUUGUAAAAUCAAUCAGUAAAAUUCUUGAAUUUAAAAAAUAA
This is a messenger RNA of Rotaria socialis, 1251 nucleotides long. Lineage: Eukaryota; Metazoa; Rotifera; Eurotatoria; Philodinida; Philodinidae. The record is from the annotation of a GenBank genome assembly.